AUGAAGCUUUUCGCUGUUGCUUUUGCCGCGCUUGCCGCCCUCGUCUCGGCGCAGCCCAGCUUUGACCCGGUCACCAACGCCUACCUCGUCGGGCUCUUCGAGUCGGCGGACGCCAAGGUCGACAUGAAGGUCAACCCGUCCACCGAAGCGUACCUUGUGGGUCUCUUCGAAGCCUCGCAGGUGCUCACGUCCAAGUACAUUUGCGGCGUGAUUGGCGAGGGCGUCUCGAAGGUCCAGCUCGUCUUCCCGGAAGGCACGAAGAAGAUCGAGGUGGGGGCCACGGGCAAGGUCGAGUACUUUGUCGAGAGCGCUGUCGGAACCAAGGCCACGGCGUGCGACAUUAGCGUCGCCGACCACGCGCCGGUGCGCCGCCAGCUUGAGGACGUGGACUAUCUUUGGCCCAUUUGGCCCAAGACGGUCAACGUCACGGGCAUCUCGAUCGAGGGCUCGCCGGCCGCGCCCAAGACUGUCUCGGCCGACUUGUCGGCCCAUGGUGCGACGCUUGGUGUCACCAUCACGCCCCCGUCGACGGCCGGCGCCCACGACGCCACGUUCAAGGUCGAGAUGUUUGUUCUUGACUAA
This is a messenger RNA of Saprolegnia parasitica CBS 223.65, 582 nucleotides long. RefSeq lists its product as hypothetical. The transcript has a single exon. The record is from RefSeq and is a predicted model, not a curated record. Bases 1 to 582 code for a protein of 193 amino acids. NCBI's taxonomy places the organism in Eukaryota, Oomycota, Saprolegniomycetes, Saprolegniales, Saprolegniaceae.